GUCUGUUAGCUUUGCAAAAGGUCAGGGAACUUUUCUUCACAGACAAACUGUGAGCUCGUGAUGACAGACAAUAUAGAGAGAGACAGAGGAAAGAAAGGAUAGCAGCCUUUUGGUUUCCAACCUGUCUCAAAGAGAAAGAGGAAUUCAGCAAAGGGGGACAUUACAAAAACAAGAGGAAUAAGAAGAUGUUGAAGUUUUGGGUGCUUCUAUUCUUUGCUAUCUUAACAGUAACUAUAAGUGGAAAGAAACAAAAAUGCCUGGGAGGAGCUGGUCAUAAGCACAAACCUACCCAAGAGUAUAACUUACAGGAAUGUACCCUAUAUGCCAAAUCGUCUUGUUGUCAUGCAGACAUUACAGAAGAAUUAGCUCAUUCUCCAGUAAUUAAAGUAAACACCACCUACUGGAACAGAUGUGGAAAUCUCAGUAAAUCGUGUGAGAAUUAUAUGAAGAAGAUAGAGUGCUUUUAUAGGUGUUCACCACAUGCAGCUCUCUGGGCACACCAACAAUAUGAAGCUGCUAUUGAUUCUGUUCCCAUAUGCCAGCACUUCUGUGAUAACUGGUAUGAAGCUUGUAAGAAUGAUCUCACCUGUGUCAAUAACUGGUUAACAGACUGGGAGAUUGAUGAAAAAGGAGAAAACCACUGUAAGAAUGAGUGCAUCUCUUUCAGACAGAUGUAUGCCAAGGGGACUGACAUGUGUGAGACCAUGUGGGGCAGUUCACUCAAAGUUAGCAACUCCAACUGCCUCUGCCUGCAGAUGGAUGAAAUGGAUGACAAGGUGAUUACCCUCAUGAAGGAGAGGUCCUCCAGUAAUAGCAGUGCCACCAGAAUUGAUGAAGAACAAUGUCACCUUGAGAUGGAGAAAACCAAGCCUGAGGAGAUGAAAGAAGAAGCCACAGAUAUAUAGUGAAUGUCAAGUUUUGGUGGGAGGGGUGAGCAUCAUUUUUUUAAAAAGGCUAUCAAGAUAUAUGAAACUUGGGCCCUUUCCACUAAAUAAUUAUGCACUCAUACACACAUAUAUCUAUACAUAUGGCUGACAACCCCAAAAACAUGGAAAAGCAAUCACAAACAUUUAAAAUAACUAUGUAAUUAAAUUCC
Molecule: messenger RNA, 1096 nt
Organism: Sceloporus undulatus (fence lizard)
Lineage: Eukaryota; Metazoa; Chordata; Lepidosauria; Squamata; Phrynosomatidae
Product: riboflavin-binding protein-like
Cellular component (GO): external side of plasma membrane
Molecular function (GO): riboflavin binding; riboflavin transmembrane transporter activity; signaling receptor activity
Source: RefSeq, a predicted model, not a curated record